UCGUUUUGGAAAUAAACAAAGAACAGAUACCGUAAGCCGUGUAGGACAACAAAUGACAAAUUCAUUAUUACUUUCCUCCGAGACAACCCACAAAACUAGUCUUCUGCUUUCUCAUAUCUGUCUUUCGAAUUCCUCAUAGCUAACCAUGGCUGAAUCAUUUCUCUUCACCAUCGCAGAGUCACUCAUAGAAAAGCUUGCUUCUCAUGUUUUUCAAGAAGCUUCUCGAGUGGUGGGUUUAUACGACGAUCUUCAAGAACUUACAAAAAAUCUUUCUUUAGUCAAGGCUGUGCUGUUAGAUGCUGAGCAAAAGCAGGAGCGCAACCAUGAGCUCCGUGAAUGGCUCACCCACCUCAAAACUGUCUUCUCUGAUGCUGAAGAUGUUUUGGAUGAAUUUGAAUGCCAAACACUACGAAACAAAGUGGUGAAAGUUCAUGGUAGCACCAAAGACAAGGUAAGUCACUUCUUCUCAACCUCCAAUCCACUUCUUUUUCGUUGUAAAAUGGGUCAACAAAUUAAAGAUAUCAGCAAAAGACUAGACAAGGUUGCAGCUGAUAGGCAUAAGUUUAGUCUUCAAAUAAUUGAUGUUGACACACGUGUUGUUCAUCCGAGAGAUAUGACACAUUCCCGUGUGAGUGAUUCAGAAGUGAUAGGAAGGAAAAAAGAUAAAGAAAAGAUCAUAGAGCUUUUGAUGCAGCAGAAUCCUAAUAACGAUGAUACACCUCUCUCUGUUAUUCCCAUUGUGGGGAUUGGAGGCUUGGGAAAGACUACGCUUGCAAAGUUUGUGUUCAAUGACAGUAGGAUCCAGGAAUGCUUUCCGUUAAAGAUGUGGGUGUGUGUUUCCGUUGACUUUGACAUUAAACAACUCAUUAUCAAAAUCAUCAACUCCGCCACUGAUUCAGCUUCUGCUGAUGCUCCUUCUAACCCACCGAAUUGGAACGUGUUGGAUCUGGAACAACUACAAAAUCAACUGAAAAAGAAAAUGUCCGGUCAAAAAUUCUUACUCGUAUUGGACGAUGUAUGGAACGAAGACCGUGUUAAAUUGAUUGAGCUGAGGGAUUUAAUCCAUGUAAGUGCAGCAGGAAGUAAAAUCCUUGUGACCACACGUAGUACUUCAAUUGCUUCCAUGAUGGGCACAGUUCCCUUUCACACUUUAGAAGGUCUUUCUGAGGAGGACUCAUUGUCUCUGUUUGUCAAGUGGGCAUUUAAGGAAGGGCAGGAGAAAAGACAUCCUCACUUAGUAAAUAUUGGCAGACAAAUUGUGAAAAAAUGCAAAGGGGUUCCUUUGGCAGUGAGAACAUUAGGGAGUUCACUAUUCUCGAAAUUUGAGGCCAGUGAUUGGGAAUAUGUGAGUGACAAUGAAAUCUGGAAUUUGCCUCAGAAGAAGAAUGACAUUUUACCUGCCCUUAAAUUGAGUUAUGAUCUCAUGCCCUCCUAUUUGAGGCAAUGUUUUGCAUUGUUUUCCCUUUACCCAAAAGAUUAUGAAUUUGGUAGUUAUGAAAUAACCUUUCUUUGGGGGGCACUUGGUCUCAUUGCACUACCAAAAACCAAAAGGACACUUGAAGAAGUGGGCAAUCAAUAUUUGCAUGAACUUCUGUCAAGAUCCUUCCUUCAGGAUUUUGUAAACUUUGGCACUGCGUAUAGUUUUAGAAUACAUGAUUUGGUGCAUGAUCUCGCCCAAUUUAUUGCGAUGGAUGAGUGUCUAUACGUGAAUUCCAACAUUCAAAAUAUUCCGGAUAAUGUUCGGCAUCUAUCUUUUGCUGAAAGCAGUUUGUUCAACAAUUUGGUGACUAAAAAAUCAGCCGCUUUGAGAACUGUACUGUUUCCAAAUGGUGCAGCAGCCGCCAACUGUGAAGCUUUACUGAAUACAUGUCUGCCAAAGUUCAAAUGUUUGCGAGUUUUGGAUUUAAGAGGUGCAAAAUUUGAGACUUUGCCCCGUAACAUUGUCAAGUUGAAACAUUUGAGAUAUUUGGACAUUGGCGAAAAUGCAAACAUUAAGAGACUCCCCGACUCUGUUUGCAAGCUCCAAAGUUUGCAAGUGUUGCUGCUUGCCAAAUGCAUAGAGCUGGAAGCUUUGCCCAAAGGAUUAAGAAAACUGAUCAGUCUCCGUUGUCUGGAGUUUAGCAUAAAGCAAACUGUUUUGCCUAUGAAUGAGAUCGCCAACUUGGGAUCACUAGAAAUGUUGAAUAUUGAGUCAUGCCAUAAUGUAGAGUCCAUCUUUGGAGGGGUGAAAUUUCCUAUUCUUAAUACAUUGUGUGUGGAAGACUGUCAGAGUCUGAAAUCUUUGUUGUUGGAUGGUCAAAAUUUUCCUCAAUUAGAAACAUUGAUGGUUGCAAACUGCGGUAAUUUGGACUUGGAAGUGUGGAAGGGCCACCAUGAAGAAGAAAGCUCCAAGCUGAAGUUAAAACUUCUUUUGUUUUUCAAUUUAUCACAGCUGGUGGCUUUGCCUAAAUGGCUUCAAAAGGCUGCCAACUCCUUACAGUGCUUGACGGUUUCAAAUUGCCACAAUUUUGAAAUACUUCCAGACUGGUUAACAACUCUGACUCAUCUGGAAACACUUCAUUUAUCAUAUUGUCCAAAUUUGGUAUCUCUCCCGGAUAACAUCCAUCACCUCACAGUGCUUGAAAGUUUGAUCAUCGUAGGUUGUCCUUAUUUGUGUAAAAACUAUGAGCCCCAUGUUGGAGAGUUUUGGCCCAAAAUAUCACACAUAAAAAAUGUUGUCAUUAAGAAACCGGAAGAGCCGGAGAAGAAUUAAAUGAAGAGCAAGAGGUAGUCUGAAACCCCUUAUUUUCUUUAUUUAUUCUUUUGUUAAGGUUUUUUCCAACAUGUCCACUAUUUUUUAUGCUUUUCCAUUUUGUUAAUCGUGUUUCAUUUCAAUUUAGAAGACCUCCAUGACAUGGUUGUGUAGUGGAACAUUUGUUUUUUUUUUUUUUCUUUACGGGUUUGCUUUGUCUAUCAUUAAGAGAGAUGGCAAAUAAACCCGUUUCCGUAUGUAUUGCCCGAAUCCGUCUCCGUUUUGACGGAAAAUCUCCGCAUUGACUGAGUAUGGGUAUGGGUAUGGGUAUGGGUAUGAGGAAUCUCCGACUUUUUCAAUU
Vigna unguiculata (cowpea) is the source of this 3092-nucleotide messenger RNA. Its product is annotated as putative disease resistance protein RGA1. Gene Ontology annotation, molecular function: ADP binding. The record is from RefSeq and is a predicted model, not a curated record. Lineage: Eukaryota; Viridiplantae; Streptophyta; Magnoliopsida; Fabales; Fabaceae.